ACUUCCGGAGCUGCCCGGGCGGGGCCCGAGCUAGGGCUGCUGCUGGGAUCAGGCUUGGCUCUGCUGGUCGCCACGUCCCGCGCCUGACCACCGGUGCUUUCCCGCUGUCUGAGGGCCGCCGGCCGGCGCGGGCCUGCCGCGCCCGGAUGCGUCUUUUACCACAGUGGAGCACCUGCCUCAGUCCCACUUGUGCCACAAAACAUGCCAUGGCCUGGGAGUGCCCUGCCAAGCUGCCCUCACCUGCCAAGCCAGACCUUACCUGGCGAGCCCACAGUGCCAAGCCCACAGCUCCCCACGGAGGAAGCUGGCCCAGCCUGCGAGCCGGCCCUGAGCAGCUGCCUCUGAUCCCUCAGGUAGGCAGAAAGGAAACAUUAACUGCCUGAGGAGCCGGCCAGCUGGCGGUCACAGGGACCACACCACCCUGCUCCCAGCUUACCCGCAAGAUGUGGACAGCCCUCAUGCUGGUUUGGAUUUUCUCCUUGUCCUUAUCUGCAAGCCAGGUGGCAUCUGACAAGCCACGAUACUUAAUCCCAAAUGAGGUGUUGGUUAGAGUAGUCAAGAAAAAUAAUGCUUUGGAAACAAAGGUUCCUAGUAAGAGACUUGAGAAAACAACCACAGUGACUCCUUCUCUGGUCAAAUUCACCGAAGGAACUUUGACAGCCACCCUCAGCCCUACCAAAGUCACAGCAGAGACAACGCACAGGACAAAUGUGAGUACCCUAGCAGCUGUAGAAGGUGUGCCUGAGACUGUAAGCUCUGGAGCUGCCACUCCAUUCAUAUCACCCAUCCCCACAUCUGUGUGGCAGACCCCAGCCGCCACCGUCCCUGGGCUUCCGUCUCUCAGCACCCCCCGUGCACAAGUGCCAAGUACCAGCACGUCUCAAAGUACAGCAGCGACGGUAAGGACACUGACCACGAGUAACCAGACCGCUGCUGCCAAUGCAAACAGCUCCUCUAGCACGCUCAGUUCCUCAGAGCCCACACCCACUAGCUCCACAGCGAGCCCCACAUCCACCGUGGGUACCCAAGCACAAGGCCCCACCAGCCCGGUGUCACAGGCCCAGCCGGUGCUCAGCACAGCAGGCAGGUCUACAUCUGCCCCCUCUAACAUCACCCCAGAGGUCACCACACCCCCUUCCAUGGCUCCCGUGUCCUCCACGGCAGUGACCACCACCCAAGCUCAAGCUGAGGAGUCAACUACCAGCACAGUGCCAGCGCCUCCCUCCAGUCCGACCCCCCAGGUGGAAGCCACAUCCCCCACAACACCACCACCUGUGUCAUCCACCCAUGGGGCUGGAGGACCAGCCACCCCCCAGACAUCAGAACAGAUGGAAACCAAAGCCACACCUGGAACUGCCUCUGCCACUCCUGGGGUGACACCCAGGAGCUCAGGGGAACCCAAGGUGCCAGGUACAGAUUUGUGCCAGCCCAGCACUGAAGGCCAGUACCUAGUGGUCACCACUGAGCCCUUGUCUCCAUCCUCAGUGGACAAAACGCCCCUUCUGGUGGUGCUUAUACUUGGGGUGACCCUUUUUGCCACGGUCUUGGUUUUGUUUGCCCUGCAAGCCUACGAGAGCUACAAGAAGAAGGACUACACACAGGUGGACUAUCUCAUCAAUGGCAUGUACGCAGACUCGGAGAUGUGACCAGAGGCUGGGGCCAGCCUGGGACCACCACGGCUCGGGGCAAGGCCAGCCUCUUCCUCCACCUUCCAUUUCGCCUCAGAGACCAAACCAAGUGCUUCCAAAUCUUUUUGGUGCAAUUUUGGAGAUACGCCAGAUGCUUAGACACAUUUAACCACGUCAGAUUAAUUCCAUGAUCAUGAAAGAGUUGCUGCUUUUUCAUAUUUAUUUUUGUAACAGAUCAUGAGCCAGGAGCAGAUGGUGACCAGAGGUGCACCAUCUGCCGCAGGGUGGGCCAGAGUGGGCAGAAGCCCUGGACCUCUUGGCCCCUGGUGUAUCAGAUCUUAACCAGAAUUAAAACAGUGACUGUCUCCACUCAGA
Cavia porcellus (domestic guinea pig) is the source of this 2003-nucleotide messenger RNA. RefSeq names its product chromosome unknown C11orf24 homolog (gene CUNH11orf24). The transcript has 4 exons. The coding region runs from base 444 to 1646 and encodes 400 amino acids. The record is from RefSeq and is a predicted model, not a curated record. NCBI's taxonomy places the organism in Eukaryota, Metazoa, Chordata, Mammalia, Rodentia, Caviidae.